GUCAGAGUUGUCAGUCUGCCGGAGAUCGGCGGCGGUGAUGAACGUGUCUUGUAUAUGUGCGUUUGCGUGUUUCCCUGUCACGUCGCAGAGCGCACGUGACUCAUAGACAUCGAAAGAAAAAUAGUGUCGCGUAUGCUAAGUGGUGCGAGCAACUUUGCGGAAAUGCAUAAUACUGGGAUUGCGUACUACGUUGCUCUGCUGCUGCUUGCAGUAACAAGCACGAAUUCGACGAAAUGCUCCCGAACCAUAGAAGGUACCACUGGGCCGCGCUCCUACGCCGAAGGCAAAUAUCAUCUUUUCAUGACGCUCUUUAACAGGACCGAGAAGGUUUACGCCUACAUGCCAAAUACCCGGUAUAGCGUGGUCCUACAGGCCGAUGAUUCCGAUCAGAUGCACCGGAAGUUCACGAGAUUCCUCAUAUCCGCCGAACCUGAAAAUGUGAAUGAGACGUCCGAUGUCGGCACGCUCGAUCUUCAGGAUGAUGCAUUGACCAAAUUUGCGGAUAAUUGCGCAAACGCCAUCGUAGAAACAUCAAAGGUCGGGAAAGAAGAAAUAAGUGUCGCUUGGACUAGUCCUAGUGAAGGUAGCGGUUGCGUACUUAUCAGAGCGACAGUGAUGGAGACAGCAGAUACAUGGUACAUGGAUGAAUUAAGUUUAAUGCUCAAUAUGUGCCAGGACUCAAAAGCGGAAGCCGACGAUCAGGGUACUGUCCUGGCGGAAUGUUGCGCCUGCGACGAAGCCAAAUACGAAGUUACCUUUGAAGGAUUAUGGUCACGCAAUACUCAUCCCAAAGACUUCCCAAGUAAAGGCUGGUUAAUUCGUUUUUCGGACGUAAUUGGUGCAUCGCAUACUGGUGACUACAGAUUUUGGCAAUAUAGUAACAAUGGCAUACCGCACACACAUACACACGCAUAUAUGGCUAGUACCGGGCUACAGCAGGUGGCUGAGGCUGGUACAACGAGAAAAUUAGAAUCCGAAUUAAAGGAUCGGAGCGAACACAUCAGGACUAUAAUAAAAGCAAGGGGCAUCGCUUAUCCAAACGUGACGGGUAGGACUUUCGCAGUUUUUCGUGUGGAUCGCAAACAUCAUUUAAUGUCUUUGGUUUCAAAGAUCGAUCCUUCGCCGGAUUGGAUUGUUGGCGUAUCCGGUCUCGAAUUAUGUUUACCGAAUUGUUCUUGGAUAAUUCACAAGGAAUAUAAUCUUUAUCCUUAUGACGCUGGUACCGAUGAUGGCAUCUCAUAUUUGUCGCCGGAUUCGCCGACGGAUCCACCGGAACCAAUUCGACGUAUCACGUCGACGUAUCCAAAUGAUUCGAGAUCACCCUUUUACGAUCCAUCUGGUCUGGAUAUGAAACCCCUUGCGAAGCUCUACUUGAACAGACAGAGGCUAUACGAGAAGACCUGCGAUGACGGCGGGGAUGAUACGCUGGCUGAUGCAGAUGCUUGUAAAGUGACGUCCUGGGGUGAAUGGAGUAUGUGUUCGGUGACCUGUGGCAGAGGCACUCAAUUGAGACAACGUCAUUUUCGCGAUGAAGCUGCUGCAAAUGCCAAUAAAUGUAUCACAACUCUAACGGAUCGGAAACACUGUUAUAACGCAGAAAGCCCACAUUGCACCAGUAACAGUCGUCACGAUGGUCUAUUAAACAGCGAAAAGUGCGAGUUAACACAGUGGAGUGCGUGGAGCUCGUGUUCGUCGACCUGUGGCGAGGGCAGCAGAACGCGAUCCAGAAACUUCCGGCUGAAAAAAUAUCGGAAGCAAUGCAAAGCUGUGCCGAAUGGUCCGGCACUACAGCAGUCGAUCGAUUGCGAAAACGAGCCUUGCGAAGGCGAAGAGGAAGAGGUAAGGCAACGAGAGAAUUACUUAAACGUCAGUGAUGAGGGUGAGGACUAUGUCGGUGAGAGAGCAGACAACAACGGGGAGAUAAUCGAGCAAUGGCUGCAGAAAUGUCCUGCUGAUCGUUACACCGAGUGGACCAUUUGGUCGCCAUGCAGUUCCAGUUGCGGGCCCGGUGUUAAAUUGCGAUCUAGGCUACACAAAGGCAUAUACAGCGCUUUGAAGGACGAUAGUGACAGCCACGAGGAAUGCAAGGUGCAGCAGGCGUCAUGCGUAGCCGAAAUUCCGAGUUGUGAUUUCUCGAGAGAAGAAGCAGAGAAGAUCUGUAGUGAACCUAUGGAGAAAGGACGUUGUAAUUCGAACAUAUUACGAGCCUAUUUUGACAAACAAAGCGGCCGCUGCCACUUAUUCAGCUACUCCGGAUGUGACGGUAAUCGAAAUAAUUUCCCGACCGAGCAGGAUUGCAAUAAUGUUUGCGGAAAUUUCCAAAGAGAAUUGAAGGCAAAUCUAUCAGCAAUCAUGAAAAAUCUUAAGGUGUCUCUUAGCAGCGUCCUCAGCUAUCAUAUUCCCAUGCAAGAGCAGCGCAGCGCAAAGGCAAAGAGAGCGCAACACGAAAGGGCGGAUUUUAGAGGCAUUCAAGCGGGCAGUCAGAUAAUGGAAUCGAGUGAGAAAGUGAACUGUCAGGUUUCUGAAUGGAGUAAAUGGUCGCGCUGUGACAAUUGUCGUGGAUUCACUAUUAGCAUCAGGACGAUAAUGACUCCAGCCCAAGGUGGGGGUAAAAGCUGUCCAAAAAAACUUCUCCGAAAAAAGAAAUGUCAUAGGAUUCCGCCAUGUUCUUUACAAGGUGAUGGAACAGGUCGCCGAUAUCAUCGAGACAAAAAUAGCGAACUUGAGCGUGAGAUUUCAGUGAAUUGCAAAGUGACACCGUGGUCAACGUGGUCGAAAUGCAGUGCGACUUGCGGCGAGGCGUUGCGAACUAGAGUCAGAAGUAUCAUGGUGCAACCACGUGGAUCCUGGGCCAAACUCUGUCCGAAUUUGGCGGAAUUCAGAAAAUGUAGCAACGUAGAUUGUCCGCAGUAAUGCGAACGUCCGCGUUUGCAAUCUAUCACUAUUCUAUAUCGAUAGCCAUUACGAUUUGCAUGGUGCGUCUGUUUGAAUGUGUUGGAAUUUAUAUGACUUUGUCGUUAGACUGAUUACUAGUGUGACACUCCUUAAAUAUUAUAAUAUAAUUGAAAUCUACAAACCUGUGCAGAAGGGAUAGAAGUAUGUAGGGAAAUUAUCGGAGAAUAGAGAUGACACUGGACGACAGCAAUAUUUUAUUCUAUAAAAGGUCGCGCCUUUUCGUCGUUUUAAUAACGAAAGUAAUAAUAAUGUGAUGUUAAUGACAAAAAUCAAAGAGGCAGCAGAUAAAACGACAAAGUCGUUUAAUUGAUAUUAAAUUAUGGAUAUUUUAAUACUUAACUAUAGUACUUAAAAGAGAGGCAUUGAUUAUUUUGAAUGGAAAAUAGUAGUUUAUCUGUAAUGCUUUUGUAAAAAAAGUGACUAGUAAAAAAAAAAAAGAGUUUACAUAUAAUCAUUAUAUAUAUAGACUUGUUUCUACAUCGCAUAAUUAUGUUCAUCCUCUGUCCUCCAGUGUAAUUUACUACGCACAGAAAGAUCGUGCCAUUUGCGUAUCAUUUUGCGGUUCGUCGAUGUUGAAUUACUCAAUAAUAUAUUUAAUACAACUUUACUUAAUACGACUUUAUUUAAUAUUACUUUACUUAACUAUGACGUUAUUUUCCGAUGGUAUUAAGUUAAGGCAAAAUGGAUUUGUGCAUUCCAAUUGCGUUAGUUGUGCUGUUAAGCUUAGAAAACAAAAAUAUUAGAAUUUUUGCAAUUAUUAUACUCUCGCAAAGUAAUGAUGUCAAAUAUUUCACAGACUUUUAUAUCUUAUUCUAUAUAUUUUAUAUAUAAUAUUUAGAAGUCUGUGGAAUACUCAUCAACUUUUCGUGACAAAUGAAGGCAAAUCAUUAUGUAUGUCAUUUGAUACCUACUUAACUGCAGCAAAAGGAUCAAAGUUGUAAUAAUAUAUUCAACACAGUAACAUUACGUCAAGUAAAAGUUGUCCCUUUUUAGUGCAGAUAGUAAAACGCGUUAGAGCAUGAAAAAAGACCAACUGUAAUAAUAAUUUAUUUGUACUAUGUAUCGUCAUAUUCGUGGCAUUUAUCAUGCAUUGCAGAUCUCAAUGUAAGACCAAAGUUUGUAAUAGUUUCAGUUAAAAUAAUUGCGACCACUAUAUCUUAAAAUAUAAUAUAAAAUAAAAUGCGCCGUAGACAUAUCAGUAGAUAGUAAGCUGUUUGUUUAGUGCAUAUAAUGAAAAGUUUUCUUAACAUAAAAUUCUCUUCAUUGACAAUAAUCGUAGAUAUGAUACAGAAAAAAAAACUAUUUAAAAAAGUUAUUCUUUUGUAAAGCCAUUAUAAUAUAUUCAUAAUAAAGUUAAUCAUUAUAAAUGUACUUAAACACACAA
Molecule: messenger RNA, 4339 nt
Organism: Cataglyphis hispanica
Lineage: Eukaryota; Metazoa; Arthropoda; Insecta; Hymenoptera; Formicidae
Product: spondin-1
Exons: 16
Coding region: 133-2913 (926 amino acids)
Biological process (GO): cell adhesion
Cellular component (GO): extracellular matrix
Molecular function (GO): serine-type endopeptidase inhibitor activity
Source: RefSeq, a predicted model, not a curated record